This is a messenger RNA of Dipodomys spectabilis (banner-tailed kangaroo rat), 2659 nucleotides long. It is a transcript of the gene Cd101, whose product is annotated as CD101 molecule. The record is from RefSeq and is a predicted model, not a curated record. NCBI's taxonomy places the organism in Eukaryota, Metazoa, Chordata, Mammalia, Rodentia, Heteromyidae. The transcript is spliced from 7 exons. The annotation marks the transcript as partial.
AUCCGCAGGCUGCAGCCUACAGAUCAAGGUCAGCUGUUCUGCGAAGCCACAGAAUGGAUUCAAGAUCCAGAUAAAAGCUGGACUUGGAUCACAAGGAAGCAGACACAACAAACAACGCUGACCGUCCAGCCAGCAGCAACGGAGUUCACGGUCAGUGUCACCACCGACGGCCCGGUUGCCGAGGGCCAGCCCUUGCACCUGGUUUGCCUGGUGCUGGGCAGUGCACAGGCCCCGCAGCUCCAGGGCUUCUGGUUCCACAAUGGGGUGGAGAUUGCGCAGAUCGACGCUGAUGGAGUCGUGGGCUUGAAGAAGGAGUACGAGGACAGAGCGAGGCAAGGACAGCUCCAGGUUUCAAAGCCAAGCCCCAAGUCUUUCUCCCUGAGGAUCUUCUCUGCAGGCCCCGAGGAUGCAGGCACCUAUAGCUGCACUGUGGCGGAGGUGACCAGGACCCCCGAGGGCUCCUGGCACGAGCUGCAGAGAAAGCGAUCGCCAGCCAGCCAGGUUCACCCAAGGAGGCCUGCAGCCAGAAGUGUGGUCGUGUUGGCCAAGGAGCAAGCUGUGUGGGAAGGAGAGACACUCACUCUCGUCUGCAAGGCUGGUGGGGCCCCAAGUCCUCUGUGGAUGAGCUGGUGGCACAUCCCACAGGACCAGCCCCAGCCCCGGCUUGUAGCUGGCAUGGAGCCUGAUGGCAGCGUGCAGUUGGGCGCCUCUCCAGGGAGCCCUCAUUACCAUGGCAACAUGAGAUUGAAGAAAGUGGAUUGGGCCACCUUCUGGCUAGAGAUUCCCUCGACCACAGUCGCAGACGGCGGAACCUACCAGUGCAAAGUAUCUGAGAGGCUCCGGCACACAGCCCCUGACCAGCCCUGGAUGCGCAACAUUUCCAUCACUGUAAAAUCUCUGAAAUCGAGCUUACAAGUGCACCUGAUGAGCCGCCGGCCCCACGUGACAUUAGCCAACACCUUCACCCUGUCCUGUGUAGUGGCUGCCAACUUCUCUGCCCUCAAGCUGCCCCUGUCUGUGGUGUGGCGGUUCCAGCCGGCAGGGUCUCGAGCCUUCCAUCAGCUGGUUCACAUGGCCCACGAUGGCUCUGUCGAAUGGGGGACUCUCCUGCCUCAGUUCCAUGAGAGGACCAAGGUCUCCCGCACGGGGCUGAGGUCUCAGCUCCUAAUCCAUGAGGCCACUGAGGAAGAUGCAGGAAUGUAUCGGUGCGAGGUGGACGUCUACGACAGAAAUGCCCAGUCUUCUCCCAGGGCUUCUGCCUCCUCUCACCCAUUAAGAAUAGUCAUUUCCUUACCUGAGAGCAAGCUGAAAGUGAGCUCUGCUAGUCAAGCCCAAGAGAUCGCCAUCAGCUCCACCGCACACAUCGACUGCAGCAUCGAGUCCCGGUCCACCGGAAACCUUCCAUUUACCAUUAUUUGGUACUUUUCUCCCAUCUCCACUGAGGCAUCCUGGGUGAAGAUUCUGGAAAUAGACCAAAGCAAUAUCGUAAUAUAUGGGGAUGAAUUUCGUACCCCGCAGAGAAAGGAAAAGUUUUACAUAGAAAAGGUUUCCCCUGCCUUGUUUCGGCUGCACGUCGUGGGAAUGGAAGACAACGACCAGGGCAGGUACCACUGCGAGGUGGGGGAGUGGCUCUCGUCCACAAAUGGCACAUGGAAGAAGCUUGGAGAACAGAAGUCCGGACUCACAGAGCUCAGACUCAGGCCCACAGGAAGUCGGGUGAGGGUCUCCAAAGCCCACUGGACAGGAAACGCCACAGAGCACGAGGAGGUGGACAUCCCCUGCGGCCUGCAGGCCCCGGGCACCACGGGCUCCCUGUACUCGGUGACCUGGUACCGGGGCGGCCCCGGUGGCCCAGUGCAGCUGCUGAGCCUGCAAUAUGACGGCCUGCAGGAGCCAGGCAAGGACACAGCUGGGCGUGGGGCACGCAUGCUCGGCCUCCGAGUCACCCCCACCGACUUCGUCCUGAAGCUGCGGCCCGUGCAGAUGGAGGAUGCCGGCCUGUACUGGUGCAUCGUGGCCGAGUGGCGGCUCCACGGCUCCCCGGGCAAGUGGGUCAGCCAGGCCUCUGACGGCUCCCAGCACAUGGAGCUCAGGGUGCUGCCCGCAGAGUUGACAUUCUCUUCCAGAAUCUGCUCACAGCCACUGUUGGUCCACUUUCUGGUGGUCUGCCCAUUGGUAUUGCUCGUCCUUCUGCUCCUUUCCCUCCUCUGCGUGCUCAGCCAGGCCAGGAAACGUUCCAGGCUGCGCCCCGGUGCACAGAAAGCCAAGGCUGUGCUUGUGGGCCUGGGAGGGGUGGACGGCUGCCCUGCUGAGGACCGGGAUGGCCACUGAGACCUGAGCCGAGGCCCCGCAACUGCCUGGAAGGAGUGUGGUGGGCCUUUGGGGGUGGACUGGCCAGGGUGAGAACGGAUCCCACUUCUGCUCUUCACUGACUGUGGCUGUGGACAUGCUCCCCAGGGAACCAAAGGCAUGUAGCAGGGCCCUUGGGUGGGACUAGGCCCUGCUAUGCGAUUCUUCAUGUGUUACUUCCCCCAGCCCCCUAGCAGCAACAGGGACCCCACCCAGAGGGAGAGAGGGGUCUGCCUCUCAUGGCCUCAGGCGCCCACGUGCCCCCUUGGAACACCUCCCCCCCGAAACACCCCACACUGGCUCCCCCUCA